AAAUAUUAAGCUUAACUUUUAGAAGCUUCCGGGCUUUGGCGUCAAAAGUUCUACUGACAUCACCGCCUGCAUACAUUCGACCAAUCUUUUUUUCCUCUUUCUUUUUUUUUCCAUUUUUAUUUAUUUUCUAGACCAACACAACAAUUCAGAAUAAUUCAAAACUUUUCGAUUCCACUUCCCAGGUUUAAGAAUAAAUUCCCGAAAUUUUAGUUUCAACCUAUCACCCUGGAAAGCGCACAAGCAAAGGGCACAUGGCGACCGACCCUCGUGCCAUAAAUCCGUGGGCAUCGCAAAUAUCUCUGCUUCACCUGGAUCCUCAACCCAUCGGAGAUAAUGCCUCUAUCUACGAAAAGGACCUUCCACCUCUUCCCGAGGAAGAAUCACAAUCCUCCAGUCGCAUUAUACGACCUCAAUUGGGACAUUCAACUUCUUUAGGCCUUAGUGGUGGUGGCCGUGGCCCAAUAUUUUAUUUAUCCCGAAUCCAACGCUACUCAUCCUACACAUUUACUCUAUUUGCUGGUCUUCAUGUUGCAAAUACCUCCUUAUUUCCUCUCAUAUACCAAUCCGUUCCCUACUCAGAACCUUUUCUUCUUAUGGCACGUGAGGUCUACCAAACCCGCCUAACUGAACCUUUACUCGUUGCCCUUCCCGUCCUAGCUCAUGUUACCGCUGGAGUUGCGAUACGACUACUACGUCGACGUGAGAAUCUGAAAAGAUAUGGCGGAGAGACCCCAGGAAUGUGGGCAUUGCACCAUAAGAACUCGUCCUCAUCACACAAGAGUGCCGUGAGGGUGUGGCCGCAUGUAAGCAGAAUCUCUCUGUCUGGGUAUGCCUUCGUUGGGCUACUAGCUUCACAUGUGGGUAUAAACCGCGUCUUGCCUCUGGUGGUUGAUGGCGACAGUUCCAAUAUUGGACUGCAGUUCGUGUCUCAUGGUUUCGCCCGCCAACCCCUACCCCCCUGGAUUGCCUACACCCUUCUUCUUUCAGUCGGCAUAGGUCACAUGGUUUGGGGUGCAGCCAAGUGGCUAGAUCUCACUCCCCCAGCCAACUGGAAAAAGAUAACUGUAGAUAAGAAGCUGCGGAAGAGUCGGCGGCGUGCUUGGUGGGGAAUCCAAACUGUUGCGGUGGCUAUGACGGCACUCUGGGCUGCGGGUGGUUUGGGAAUCGUAGCUAGAGCUGGGCCUGCUGAGGGUUGGCUUGCUACAGUUUACGAUAAUAUUUAUCUGUACAUACGUCAGUAGACUGUGGCCCUGGGGAUUAUGUUCAUAGCGCGGACAGGUGUCUUGCAUACAGGAUAGCAUAGCAUUGGCGACUGUCAAGAUAAGAAUUUCGAGAACUGAAUAUACACCACUUUAGCCCUAAUGAAUAACCUGGAUAGCUACUAGCCAAAAUU
Hypoxylon fragiforme is the source of this 1393-nucleotide messenger RNA. RefSeq names its product DUF1691-domain-containing protein. Gene Ontology annotation, biological process: mitochondrion organization; lipid homeostasis. The record is from RefSeq and is a predicted model, not a curated record. Lineage: Eukaryota; Fungi; Ascomycota; Sordariomycetes; Xylariales; Hypoxylaceae. The transcript has 2 exons. Bases 252 to 1241 code for a protein of 329 amino acids. Gene Ontology annotation, cellular component: mitochondrial outer membrane.